Arabis nemorensis is the source of this 1110-nucleotide messenger RNA. Lineage: Eukaryota; Viridiplantae; Streptophyta; Magnoliopsida; Brassicales; Brassicaceae. The record is from the annotation of a GenBank genome assembly.
AUGGGCAUCGAUCACUUACGGGAUUUUUCUCUGCAUCGAUUGUUCAUCUGCCCAUCGAAAUCUCAGGUGUUCAUAUCAGCUUCGUCAGGCUGGUUCAAGUUAUCCAUUGACUACAUAGCAUUUUCAAACUGGUCAACGAAUUUAGACUCAUGGAGGCUUGAGCAACUCAGGACGAUGGUGUUUGGUGGCAACAACCGCGCUCAGGUGUUCUUCAAGCAACAUGGAUGGAACGAUGGUGGCAAAAUCGAGGCUAAGUACACUUCAAGAGCUGCUAAUUUGUAUAGGCAGAUUCUUGCUACGGAAGUUGCUAGAGCCAUGGCGGAAGAAACUACUACUACUGGUCUACCGUCAUCUAUUCUUGCUACUUCUGAGCCGUUGAAAGUUCGAGUUGAAGAACCAGAUGACGCAAGAAAGUUGUUCUCAAACGCUAAGUCCAUUUCCUCUGCUCAGUUUUUCGGGUCUUCUGAUCUUGAAUCAGAAACUACCCUUGACAAGUUUUUGGUGCAGAAGGAUUUCUCAAUGGUAGGGAGCAUAGUGGGCAAAACGAAGGAGAAGCUCGAAACUUUGGCAUCUGCUAUCUUUGGCGAUGAUCUACAAUGUUCUCCCAAGAACUCAAGCCAUCGGCAUGCUAUUUAUGCCCUUCGUAGGGAGGUGACAGACUUAAUGCAGAAAUUUCACGCCGAGGAUGCUGAUUCCAUCCCUUUUACCACCCGUUCGAAAUGGAUCAGCCAAGUUACUGAUCGAAUCGUACAUGCUACAGUAGGGGUUAAGAGUGUCAGGGAGGACAUGCAACUACAACGCAUGAUUCGUAGCUUUCGAAAGGAUCUACGUGACUUAUUGAUCGAAACACAAGAUGCACGGACUGCUGUGACAACGACGCUUGGACGCAGUUGCAAUGUCAAAUAUCUUCGAGAAGGUGUGUUGGGUCUUGUAAGAUCAAUGUACGCAUUGAUCUGCUUGGAAGAAGAUCCACCUCUGCUUAGAUACGGUUACCUCUCUCGGGAUAACGUUGGAGAUGUGAGGAGAGAAGUGUCUAAGCUGUGUGUGGAGAGCUUAGACCUCACGCGCUUGCACUCGUCGCUUCAUUUGGGAUUCCAGAUGCGUUCUUGA